UUUUAGAGCUUUCCAUCUGGAGCUACUUUUCAGAAAACUUUUAAUUUGUCCACAUUUUUCACUUUUAUUGUGUCUCCCAGGUGCUUCUGCAAUUAGGAGAAGUUGGGGAUUCAAUUUUUCCACAUAAAGCAAAAGAUUUGAUUUAUUACGGAUGGACGGAGCUGUGCUAGUUGCACUUACUGCUGCCAUUGGCAACUUGUUGCAAGGAUGGGACAAUGCAACAAUAGCAGGAGCUGUUCUUUACAUCAAGCAGGAAUUCAAUUUGCAAACCCAGCCAAGAAUAGAAGGGCUAAUUGUUGCUACGUCGCUAAUUGGAGCGACUGUGAUCACAACAUGCUCUGGACCUGUAUCUGAUAUGUUUGGUCGGCGUCCAAUGCUUAUUAUUUCAUCUGUCCUUUAUUUUCUCAGUGGAUUAGUAAUGUUGUGGUCUCCAAGUGUUAAUGUGUUGCUUCUAGCGAGGAUGUUGGAUGGAUUUGGUAUUGGUCUUUCUGUAACACUUGUUCCUGUUUAUAUAUCUGAGACUGCCCCACCAGAAAUAAGAGGACGUCUUAAUACCUUUCCUCAGUUCACUGGAAGUGUUGGAAUGUUUCUCUCAUACUGUAUGGUCUUUUCGAUGUCGUUGACAAAGUCACCUAGUUGGAGACUAAUGCUUGGGGUUCUCUCGAUUCCUUCUCUUGCUUAUUUCUUUUUGGCUUUGUUUUAUUUGCCUGAAUCUCCGAGGUGGCUUGUUAGUAAAGGUCGGAUGAAAGAGGCUAAAAAAGUUUUACAGAGACUACGUGGCAGGGACGACGUCUCAGGUGAAAUGGCCUUGCUGAUGGAAGGUUUAGGCACUGGAGGUGAAGUGUCUAUUGAGGAGUACAUAAUCAGUCCAGAUAAUGAACUUGAUGAUAACCAGGAGCAUGCAGUAGAGAAGGAUCGGAUCAAGCUAUAUGGAGCUGAAGAGGGUCUUUCAUGGAUAGCCAAACCUGUUACUGGACAAAGUACUCUUGGUCUGGUCUCCCAUCACGGGAGUGUAGCAAACCAAAGUGCUCUUAUGGAUCCUAUGGUCACUCUAUUUGGCAGUGUUCAUGAGCAGCUACCAGAGAUGGGAAGCAUGCGCAGCAUGCUUUUUUCAAAUUUUGGCAGCAUGUUCAAUAUAUCAGAGAAUCAAGUAAAACACGAAAACUGGGAUGAAGAAAGUCAAAAGGAUGGUGACAAGCAUUCUGAUGCUUCUGGGGCAGAAUCUGAUGACAAUCUGAGGAGCCCAUUGCUCUCACGGCAAGGGACAGGUACAGAAGGGCCUCCAACCUCAUUAAGCAUGAGACAGGGUAGCAAUUACAAUACUGCAAAUGCGGGAGAACAUGCCAGUAUGGGUAUAGGUGGUGGUUGGCAGCUAGCAUACAGAAAAGAUGAGAAAAAGGAAGGAACACUCAAAAGGAUUUAUUUGCAUCAGGAGGCUGGUGUUGGAUCACGGCGUGGUUCCAUUAUGUCCCUUCCAGGUUGUGAUGCUCCUGCAGAAGGUGAGACCAUACAUGCUGCUGCUUUAGUGAGUCAGUCCGUUCUUCGAACAGAGAGCAUCUUGGCUCAACAGACUAUUGAGGAAGCAGUAGAGAAACAAUCUGGACCUAUUACAAAGGGGCCAGGCUGGAGAGCUCUUUUUGAGCCGGGAGUCAAGCAUGCUCUCAUUGUUGGAGUUGGAAUUCAAAUACUGCAGCAGUUUUCUGGUAUAAAUGGGGUUCUGUAUUACACUCCCCAAAUUCUUGAACAAGCAGGAGUAGGAGUUCUGCUAUCAAAUUUAGGUAUUGGUUCAGACUCUGCAUCUUUCCUCAUAAGUGGUGUCACAACGUUGUUAAUGCUUCCAAGUAUAGGCAUUGCAAUGAGACUGAUGGACAUCGCUGGCAGAAGGUUGCUUCUGCUGACUACUUUGCCUGUCCUGUUGAUGUCACUGAUCGUACUAGUCCUAGGCAAUGUAAUCAACAUGGGUGUCGUCACACAUGCUGUGAUCUCCACCAUUAGUGUUGUCAUCUACUUCUGUUGCUUUGUCACGGGCUUUGGUCCAAUCCCUAACAUCCUCUGCUCCGAGAUAUUCCCCACCAGUGUUCGUGGCAUUUGUAUCGCUAUAUGUGCUCUCACAUUUUGGAUUGGAGACAUUAUUGUCACUUACUCACUCCCCGUUAUGCUCAACUCCAUCGGACUUGCUGGCGUCUUUGGCAUCUAUGCUAUAGUAUGUGCCAUUGCUUGGGUCUUUGUUUUCCUCAAGGUUCCUGAAACAAAAGGCAUGCCCCUUGAAGUCAUUACAGAAUUCUUUGCUGUUGGUGCUAAGCAACCUGGAAAAGAAUAAACACACUGAAGAUGUUGAAUUUUGUCUAAUUAUCCUUGCUGAAUGUGAGGUAUGCUAUGUGAUAAACCUUUCUUCUAUCAUGACUGAAGGUGCUUCGCGGUAAAACUAAGAAAAGGAUGCUCUGAAGAAAGAUAAAACCACUUAACUGGAUUAUUGUCAGAAGAGGUUUCAAUUAGUUUUUCUGUUUGCUUCCAUCAUGAAUUUAGCUCAAAUUUGUCUUAAAGGCACUUUAUGAUGCUAGUUUUUGUAACAUUUUAUUGAUACACUCACAUAAUCUAUCUCCCUUCAUUUGAAUUAUGAACUUAAAAAAGUGUUGGUUCCAGUCAACAGUCCUCUUCAUAAAGGCAAUUGCCAUUGCCUGAAAGGACUAUGUCCAGGAACU
This is a messenger RNA of Solanum dulcamara, 2702 nucleotides long. RefSeq names its product monosaccharide-sensing protein 2-like. Gene Ontology annotation, molecular function: myo-inositol:proton symporter activity. The transcript is spliced from 6 exons. The coding region runs from base 152 to 2320 and encodes 722 amino acids. Lineage: Eukaryota; Viridiplantae; Streptophyta; Magnoliopsida; Solanales; Solanaceae. Gene Ontology annotation, cellular component: membrane. Gene Ontology annotation, biological process: transmembrane transport. The record is from RefSeq and is a predicted model, not a curated record.